Ostrea edulis (European flat oyster) is the source of this 1387-nucleotide messenger RNA. RefSeq names its product BTB/POZ domain-containing protein 2-like. The transcript has 3 exons. Gene Ontology annotation, molecular function: protein binding. The record is from RefSeq and is a predicted model, not a curated record. Lineage: Eukaryota; Metazoa; Mollusca; Bivalvia; Ostreida; Ostreidae. Bases 86 to 1387 code for a protein of 433 amino acids.
GUGUUGUCAGUAGAACUGGUUCGCAAACACGACCUUGAAGAGUCUCAGGGGAAGUUUUCCUUGGAGAUUUGUAAACAAGUGAGCAAUGGAACAUCCUAAAGAAAAAAAGCAAGGUAACUGCUCAUUACAGGACAGCAUUCGGCAGAUGUACCAACAUCACCUUGACACCGGUGACGUCACAUUCCAGGUCGGCGAAGAUGGCGACGAAGUGAAAGCCCACAAGUUCAUCCUGAUGUGUCGAAGCAAUGUGUUUUUCUCGAUGUUUUCCAAACAUGAUCCACCAAAAGAAGCCCUUAAGCUUACCGACACCAAAAGGGAUGUAUUCAUACAAUAUUUAGAAUUUCUGUACACUGAUUUCACUCAGGUGACUGCUGAGAACUUUGGUGAUCUGAUGUGCUGCGCUAAAAAAUACGAAACAGAAUUCUUGUCAGUCCUGUGUAAGAAGUCGUUAAGGAAUUUCAUCUCAACAAACAUCGUUUGUCAAAUGAUGGAAUUCUCUCAGAUCUACAAUGACCUGGAGAUCGUGAAUAUCUGCUUGGGAACAGUUGAACAUCACAUGCCCUCUUUUCUAUACACAGAUUUAUUUUUGCAGCUGUGUCCCACGUGUGUGUACAAAAUAACGCAAUAUGACAGAAUGCUCGCUCCAGAGAAAGUUAUUUUUGAACGCGUUUUGAAAUGGUCUGAAAAAGAAUGCACGAGACAAAAAUUAUCAGUCACGGCCGAAAACCAAAGAAAGAUCUUGGGAGACAUCCUGUACGAGGUCCGCUUUCCCAUUAUGGAUCACCAGUAUCUGGAAGAUGUCGUCUGUGGAUCGAAACUUCUGAAUGAUGGAGAGAAGGUAGAUAUUUUACGACAACAGUUGAAAUCGAAAAAAGAAAACCCAGGAAAGUUCAAGACCCAUACAAGAAUAUGGGAGCCAACAGCAGUGAUGUUAAGCAAAUGCCACAUCUCCAAAGCAAAGCUUUAUAGUUUUAAAGCAGGCUGCGAAUUCUCUCUACGAUUUGGAGUAUCCUCACAAACCGUUUUACUCGGAAUAUAUCUCAAUAUUGAGUGUAUAAACCCUUAUUUCUUCCAAGUUAAAAACUCGAACGUGAUUGCUUCCAUCACGCCUUUGGAAUUGUUAGGUGGCGAUACUACCGAAACAGUGAAGGAUUUCUCCACACCGUUCAUUAAAGUUAAAGAAAAUCUUAUCGAACUUUAUCCCCGAUUCUUCAUCCCGCUUAAGAAGGGUGUACAAUACACCGUUUCUGUUCGCUUUGAUGAUAAAUUGCAAACCAGUCUCCAGUUUAAAGAAAUGCAGCAACUGCCAACACCUAUUGCAUUUAAUAGAAAAACUCUAUCAGUGUCUACAUCAUCUCAUCUCAUUAGAGGACUGUGGAUGACUUAG